Eruca vesicaria subsp. sativa (arugula) is the source of this 315-nucleotide messenger RNA. Lineage: Eukaryota; Viridiplantae; Streptophyta; Magnoliopsida; Brassicales; Brassicaceae. The record is from the annotation of a GenBank genome assembly.
AUGCGCACGCUCACCGGCGCGUCUCCUCCCUUCGAUUUCGCGCCUCUCUCCGUCGUCUCCUUCGGAUCCACCGUCAUCGCCGAGGGCUGCGACGCCGCUACCUCCGUCUCGUGGAUCCACGCCUGGACCGUGUCGCAUGGGAUAAUCACUCAGGUGAGGGAGUACUCGAACACGUCUCUCACCGUCACGAGGAUCGGUGACGUUGUCGCGGGAAGGUCUGCUGAGAUUGCGAGGUCGCAUUGCCCUUCCGUGUGGGAAAGUAAAUUCUCGGGUCGGGCUGGUAAAUCUGUACCGGGUCUGGUUCUGGCGAUUUGA